Molecule: messenger RNA, 4761 nt
Organism: Metarhizium robertsii ARSEF 23
Lineage: Eukaryota; Fungi; Ascomycota; Sordariomycetes; Hypocreales; Clavicipitaceae
Exons: 6
Coding region: 1-4761 (1586 amino acids)
Biological process (GO): regulation of DNA-templated transcription
Molecular function (GO): protein dimerization activity
Source: RefSeq, a predicted model, not a curated record
AUGACAUCCACACCGAGGAUGACAAUAACUUCACGUGGACGUAUCCUCAAGGAUGCGCAGAUGCCGCCUGGUCGAAAUGCGCCGACAUACUAUGCAGCUCAAAUCCUCGACCCAUAUCGAAAAUGGGCAUGGUUUAGACAGGAGUGGGUUCUUUCAGGCGACAAGGAAAAGCAGGGGUGCUUUGAUAACGCGCAAUCGGCCGUGAAAGAACUCUGGGAGACGGAGUAUAAGGGAAGGUACCGUCUUGAGAUGCUCCCACCAUCAGGUCGGAAGGAGAGGGACCCGGAUCCGGCAUUUGAUCGUCAAAGGGAACAUAAACGUAUUCGAAUAGACGCCCCAGUCUCUGCGGCCGAUCCGUAUGAACAAUACAUUUCUACCGACCGACUCCAUGACGAUGAGGCCGGUUGCGAUGAAGCUAUUGCGUACUGGCUAUCCCGCUAUGACUCCCAGAGAGAUCUUGCUCGCUUUGCUCUAGACCUGUUCGCCAUCUCACCCAUGUCGGAUGAGUGCGAACGUCUUUUUAGUAGCGCUAAGCUUACUGUAGUUGAUCGCCGUGGCAGGUUGAAGGCUGAUAUAAUCGAGGCAUGUGAGUGUCUACGAGCCUGGUACGGAAAACCCGACGUCGAGGGCGAUAGUGAUAGCGAGGAUAUUGGUCGGACCGGUCCGACCAACCGGUCCGACCAAAGUGGCUUUGUCUGGUCUGGUCUGACCCCCCAGACCAGACUGUACGAAGAAGGCAGCAUCAAAACCCUCUAUACUAGAGUGCUAGUUGACGGUGGUAUCCGCUGGAACUCUGCGUAUACGAUGAUUGAAAGAGCUCUCAAACUUCGCCACGCCAUCGAUCUCUUCUUCCUCAACUAUAACCAUACAGGCAAGGAAUAUGAUAUCUCUCAGGAUAUGCUUACUCCGCAGGAUUGGAUUGAUUUGAAACACUUCCUCGAUAUUUUGAAACCGUUCAAAGACUUAACAAAACGCAUGGAAGGCCGAGCAAAUAAAGCAGGCCUUGAGGGAUCACAUGGCUCCCUACACGAAACAAUCGAGUCGCUGGAUGUCCUCUUCAAGGAGCUUCAAGAGGCAGGAAAAUUUGCAGAUAAUCAUCCACAAGUCGUAUCAACAUACUAUUCAUAUGCCAUUGACGCUGCUCGCAUCAAGCUUGAAGAGUAUUUCGGCCUGACAGAUGCUACGCCGGCGUAUCGCUGUGCAGUUGCCCUACAUCCUGCAAAUAAAUUUGCGUACUUCGAGUUGGAAUGGAGUCACAACAAGAAGUGGAUCAGUGAAGCAAAGCGAGUGGUACGCGAGGUGUACGCCCAAUACGAGGAAGAGGCCGCAAAGAGAGACGUGGUUGGAGCGCAACCUCAGGAAGAGGUGAUUGCCGACGAUGAUGUAGCGUUGGACCCUCUCCAGCAAGCCCGUAAGCGUCGUCAGCGACUUGCUGCCACUGUGGCGUCGGGCUCACUAGGAGCCAAGCGCAUUAAGCUCACGUCUGAGCUUGAUGAGUUUAUGGCUCGGGCUAACAGGGCUGAUGUGGAAGUUGAGGAUCCGUUAGAGUGGUGGGUUGCUCAUGCGGCUGACUACCCGAUCCUGUCUAAAAUGGCAUUUGAUUUGUUCAGUUGUCCAGCGAUGAGCGCUGAGUGUGAGCGGGUAUUCUCACAGGCAAAAAAGGUCGUCACUGAUGAACGGAACCGUCUCCAAUCGGAUAUUGUUGCAGCGAUUGAGUGCCAAAAACAUUUGCUUAGGACUUCCACACCGAACGCUCGAGAAGGCUUUGCCUAUUUCUCAGUAGCAGCUGCCGGCCAGGCAGCUGUACCCAAUCUGAGGAGAUUGGGUGUGCAACAACAUUCUACUCGCGCGAAGCUUUGCCGAGAGCGAAGUCACAGUCCAAGUGAUCAACUGCGCCGACAAAAACGACAACGACCCGGUCAGCAAGCUAGAUCUAGCCCUUCACUAUCCACGAGUUCUAGUACAAGCAUUAGUCGGUUCUAUGGACUUGGGGACGACAAUGCCCUUGAUAACCUGUUCGCGUCGUUUCCGCAGACGUUUUCGAGCAUUCCAAAUCCUCAUGGCUCACAAGGUCUCCAUGAGCCUGCAUGGGAGCUUCGUUCUGAUUAUGAGAUCCAUCUCCAAAAUGACUUCUUCCGUGAACAAAGACGAAGCCAGCGAGUCAUUGCGCUUAUACCAGGGCCAGAGCUUGAUCCAUUCGCCUCUGAAUCUCCUGGAUCACCUCCAUCCGCCCAGUUACCGCCAACAAGAACAAAAGCCGAGUUCGAAUCCGCAAUGAGUAUAGUACGGGAGGUCAUAGGCGAAGGCCGAAGGUUAACCAUAGAUCUCGCUCGACCAUACGAACGGGUACGAGCUUGGAGAGAAAGAUGGGGAUGGUCCCCAUUAAGCUCAGAAGCAUACGACUCUCCUCCACCAUAUUCUCCAGCCCGUACGUCCCCACCACGAUCAUCCCAAUCUUUACCGUUGCCCGAGAAUAUCAUUCUACCGCCCAUUCGACAAUCUCAGUCCCCCGUUCCGGAGCCAAUCCCGAACCCAAUAAUCCCAGGCAACCCAGCUCCCUCGGCCAAAGCUCUUUUUGAUACUGUGAAUACAUUUGCGAAGGAGAACGGAUUUGGGAUUGUUCGGCGGAAUCAAUACUCUUAUAAAGGACGGGUAAUCAGAUAUUCUUUUCAAUGUGACCGGUUCGGCCAACCUCGGGCCCCAAGAGGCACUGGUCUUCGAAAUCGAAAAUCUCGGAAGUGCGGAUGUGAAUGGAAAAUAACUGCUGAGUCUGCAAAGGAAGGAUUCUGGCUUCUUCGACAACAUAAGGAUCCAAAACAUCACCAGCAUAACCAUGAACCGAGCAUUACCCCAUCUGCGCAUCCUUCUCAUCGACGCCUUACCGCACCAGUUAAAGCAACUAUCGAGUCAGUCAGCCGUCGGGCAGGUAUUCGGGCUAGCGAUGUAGCUGCUAUCGUUGAAGAGCAAUUUCCUGAUGCUACACUCCUGCGGAAGGAUAUCUAUAAUGCCCGUUCGUUCAUUAACCGAGAGAAGCUUAAUGGCUAUACAUCUACCGCUGCAUUGAUCAAACUUUUUGAUGAGAAGAAGAUCCCAUAUAUCGCGAAGUGGGCUGUGGAUGAGCCAGAUAGACUACUUGGCCUUGUAUGGACCUUUCCUUAUUGUUUACAGAUGUGGAAGCGCUUCCCCGAGGUUGUUAGCUUUGACAACACAUAUAACACCAAUCGCUUCAAGCUUCCUUUGUUUCAAGCUACAGGCCAAACCUGUCUUGGGACAGUAUUCAAUGCCGCAUUCGGUUUAAUAGAUAACGAGAGAAGAGAGGGAUUCCAAUUCCUUGCGGAGAGCAUUCACGAACUUAUUACCAAACACUCGAUUCGGCAGCCUGAUGUUAUUAUCACAGACUUCGACAAGGCAAUGAAAUCUGCUCUUAAUGAUCAGUUCCCAAAUACACAGCAACAGCUUUGCAUUCAUCAUAUCCUUUCAAACGUCUUGCUUAAAUCGAAGAAUAAGUGGACCGGUGAACGUGAGGAGAGUACUAGUCCUAGCGCAAGUGAAAACGGAGAUGUUCCCCUCCAGGCGGAGGUUGGGCUCAGCGCUACAGAUAAACAUCUGAUCGCAGACUCUUCAACUCGCAAUAAGAUUCCUCAUACCUACCAAGGUGUUGUUUUAAUGUGGAAAAAGGUUCUCUAUGCUGAGACAGAGGAAGCCUUUGAGCAGGCAUGGAGAGAUCUUUGUAAAGAGUUCGAUGACCAACGAGCCAUUCUACGAUACCUCUAUUCGACCUAUCUGCCUGUUAGUGCCCAAUGGGCCCGCUGCUUUAUCCGUCAUUAUCGUAACUUUGGUAUCCGUGUUACGUCUGGCACAGAAGCAAGCAAUAAUAAUGUCAAAAGUUAUCUUUUGAACGGCAUGAGUCACCUCUACCGACUCAUCGAGGCAAUGCAGGAUAUGAUACAUGACCAAGAACGUGCCUUUACAGAUGCCUGUGGCCAGGAUGACAUCCUCACUGCUCCCCAAUACCUAGGUUCGAUUGGAAACUACCUUGGCGAACUGCGAACAACUAUGUCGUCGAAAGGACUUGGGCUAAUCAAUAAGCAAUACUGUAUUGCUCGCAAGUUUCUGCCGACUGGUAAGAAUCCCUUUCCAGAUUCAAUUGGACCUUGCGACGACGACUGUACGGUUUCGAUCGAACUUGGAAUCCCUUGCUAUCAUAAAAUCUACGCAAAGCUAGAUUCUGCAACACCUUUUACAAAAUGGGAGGUCCACCCACGUUGGCGAUUACGAGAAUCCGUAUCACAAGAUCCAUACCGACGAAUCCUUGACCCAAAAAUUGCUACAUCAUUACGUGGACGACCAAAGAACACUGCGCAGGCUGUUCCAACAUGUCUACCUAUUACAGAAAGUAGUCAAUCUGCGAGUCAAUUAAGCGGGCGAAGGCGAGGCCGGCCAAAAGGGAGUCUCAAAAAGUCAACCCUGGCUAAGAGAGCGCAAAGGGCGUCUCAAGAAAGUAUCACACAAACUAAUAGCCAAAGUGGCACCUCGACUCGGCAACAUGCAGGUAGACUUUCUAAAGUUCUUGGAAGUGGGAAGACAGCAGGUGUGCGCUACAGUGGCCGGAGGACGCAACCAAGUAUUCGCAGGACUAGGAGUCAAUGGGAAUUGGCUAAGGGUGAUGACGAGGGUGCAGGUUUUGUGACUGUUAGUGAUGUGGAACGUGAGCUAAAUUGCGCCGCCCGUGUCAAACAGUUACGGGCACACAUCACGUGA